UCAUGCGCUUUAAAAAUUCCUGCCUCGAUUUUGGUGUUGUGCUAAUUUUUUUUUAUAGUAAAAUAUUUUACAAAAAUAGAAUUAGCGCCGUGAAAGUAACCAAAAAAAUUAACCAAACCCCUGUCUUAUGGCACCAGUAGAGGAUAACGACAGCGGGAUGGAAUCUCAGGAAGGGUCACAAUCAAUAGAUCAGGAAGACACUACUUCAGAUUUUACCAGUAAGGAAAAGAAACAGCCCGAAAUUGACAACGGAGACGACGAUGAGCCAGAUGAGACUUUGGCAGAGCGACUGUGGGGGCUGACAGAGAUGUUCCCAGAAUCUGUUAGAAACGCAACAUAUGCCACUGUGGUGAAUACACAAGCAGGGAUAAAAUUAGCAUACAGUUUUUCACGUAGUGCGUUGUGGGUAGUGUUUAGCACUUCAAUUGUUUUGUUUGCCCCAGUAAUAUUUGAAGUAGAAAGAGCACAAAUGGAGGAAAUGCAGAAAAACCAACAGAAACAGUUGCUCUUAGGGCCGAAUUCUGCGAUUUCUGGAGGAGUGCCACCUCCAAUCUUACCCCCUCUUCAGCAACAAAGAUAAAAGCCAGAAAGCUUUUAUAGACUUAACAUGUUUUUUUUGUUUGUGCAACGGGAUUGUAAAAUUGGCUGUAAUUACGUAAACUAAAUUACAAUCAGUUGUAUGUUAUUGCGUUUUUUAAUGCUAUAAUGUGUUGAAUGUUUAUAUAAUAGAAAAAUAAAGUAGA
Messenger RNA from Anoplophora glabripennis (Asian longhorned beetle), 743 nucleotides. It is a transcript of the gene mge, whose product is annotated as mitochondrial import receptor subunit TOM22 homolog. Gene Ontology annotation, biological process: intracellular protein transport. Bases 128 to 580 code for a protein of 150 amino acids. Lineage: Eukaryota; Metazoa; Arthropoda; Insecta; Coleoptera; Cerambycidae. The record is from RefSeq and is a predicted model, not a curated record. Gene Ontology annotation, cellular component: mitochondrial outer membrane. The transcript has 3 exons.